CUGUUUCACCUUUUGUGAGAAUGCUUGACGGCGUGAAGCACAUCAUUUUAAUUUUGUCGGGGAAAGGAGGCGUCGGAAAAUCAACUGUCAGCACACAACUUGCUCUUGCUCUAAAGGACAAAGGGUUUAAGGUGGGUCUUUUGGAUAUUGAUCUGUGUGGACCCAGUGUUCCUUACUUGCUACAGCUCGAAAACAAGGAAAUUCUUCAAUGUCCAGAAGGCUGGGUACCGGUUUAUACUGAUGCUGAGCAAAAACUGGCAGUCAUGUCUAUGGGAUUUAUCCUGCCCAAUAGGAACAACGCUGUGGUUUGGAGAGGGCCCCGGAAGACUGCCAUGAUUCAACAAUUUGUUAACAACGUUUGCUGGGGAGAGCUUGACUACCUCAUCAUUGACACACCUCCAGGCACCUCCGACGAACAUAUUACCGUUAUGGAAAAUCUAAAGACUGUCAAAUGCGAUGGGGCGCUGAUCGUCACAACUCCUCAAGCAGUGGCCAUUGAGGACGUUAGAAAGGAGGUGACAUUUUGCAAGAAGACCGGAAUCCCUAUUUUGGGAAUCGUCGAGAACAUGAGCGGAUUUGUCUGUCCCCACUGCACUGAAUGCACCAACGUCUUUGCAUCUGGAGGAGGCCAGUCCCUGGCUGAUACUGCCAAGGUGCCGUUCCUUGGAAGCAUUCCAUUAGAUCCUCGACUCGGACAGUGCUCACAAAAGGGAGAAAGCUGCUUGAUAGCUCUGAAAGAUUCGCCGGCGUCCGUGGCAAUCGAAGGAGUAAUAACUAAACUGCUUGAUGAAAAUUAACAUGGCAUAGAAGCAAAAAAUGUAAAACCAAGAAAUAAAUAUUUUUUGUUAACUUUA
Molecule: messenger RNA, 854 nt
Organism: Cloeon dipterum
Lineage: Eukaryota; Metazoa; Arthropoda; Insecta; Ephemeroptera; Baetidae
Gene: Nubp2
Product: NUBP iron-sulfur cluster assembly factor 2
Exons: 7
Coding region: 21-797 (258 amino acids)
Biological process (GO): iron-sulfur cluster assembly
Cellular component (GO): cytosol
Molecular function (GO): 4 iron, 4 sulfur cluster binding; ATP-dependent FeS chaperone activity; ATP binding
Source: RefSeq, a predicted model, not a curated record